GCGCGUGCGAGCGAGACGGAGCGUGUUGCAUUAAAUUUCGAUCCUAUUCUGUAAUGUUUUGUCCAAUCGCGGCCGAUCUCUGCGUGUUCCGGUUCUUUGUCAUCAAUGGGUCGCCGGGCGAGUCCGUUUCGAGUGCCUCUCGAGAACGUUUUACGCGAAUUUUGAAAGGAAUAUCGACGCAGAAGUCGCGGCGAGCGUCCGUGCCGUGAAUCGUGUGUCGUUCCGAUCGAAAACCCGCGGAGGAAACGGAGAAUUCGGCGCGUUCGGAGUUACGCCGUUUCGGAUCCGUGCGCGGCGGCACUUCAGCUGACUGCGUCGUACGCAAGGCUACUCGUAACCAAACCAGUAGUAGUCCGGCGCUCGAGGCAGGCGGUCGUGCCGGCUCGCGGAAGAUGCGCCGGGAAGCGGCCCCAUAGCCCCAGCCCCCAGGCGGCCCGCGCCGCGCCGAGCGGGUCGAGCGGCCGAGCCGACGCUCAAUAAUGCUCAAGUUUCUGACUCACAAGCUGCGGACGCAUUCGUUGAAUGAAGACAACGUUUCCGAGAAGGUGGAGGAGCGCGACUCCGGCACCGAGUCCGACGACGAGGCCGAGCGCGCCGGCUCCGGUGAUUUUUGUACGGACGUCAUCAUGAAGUGGAAUGACGUCACCGAUAUCAGCAUGGCCGGUGAGGCGUGCGCGUGCGCGCCGGCGCCGCCGCGGCUGCUGCCCGAGCCGGAGCCGGACCACCUCUACGACCACCACUCCUCCGAGGAAGAGCUAGAGGUGAUCAACGGCACGCCGAGCGGCGCGUGCGGCGGCGGACGCGAGGCGGCGGGCGCGGGCGCGGGCGAGUCCCGCCGCCGCGGCGCGUCCUCGCCGCCGCCCGCCGCGCCCGAGAAGCGCAAAUGGCCGGCGCAGCCCUACGACGCCGACGACCUGGCGGCCAGGCCUCCCUCCUCCGACGACGACGACACGAAGGUGGAGACCCCGGUGCGGUUCCGCACGUCGCCGCCGCUGGAGGCGCUGAAGCCGCGGCGCGCGGGCGCGUGCGUGUGCGCGGGCGAGCGCGAGCGCGCGCCGCCCUCCCCGCGCCGCCGCCGCAUGCCGCUGCCGCCGCCGCGCCGGCACCGCCCUGCGCUCGACUUUGACAAGAUGCAGCAGCUGAAGGUGGGCGGCGGCGGCGUGCGGUCGUGGCGCGGCGUGGGCGGCGCGGGCGGCGAGCUGUCCGUGUUCUGCUGGUGAUGGCGCCCGCCCUGACGCGCCCGCGCACAGAUUGUGUAGGCGAGGGCGCGGCACCCGGGAGCUACAGUACUUACGUCCGCUUCAUUCGCGUCGCGCAGGCGCCCGGCGGGCUGCUUGGGCCCGCGGGCCCGCAGCAGGGCCCGCCCGGGCCCGCGCCGGCGGCGGCCGACCCCACACGAGCAUUGUUGAUGUCUACUGUGUACUUUUUCGUCUGUACCCGAUCACCCGUCAGUGCAGUCGACUCGAACGUAUCCCUCCGCGCGUCUGCCGAGAUCGCGAGCGAACGCGCAACAACGUUCCGGCUCUCACCCGUCGGUCCCGAUCAGCUCACGGUUCCCGCAACGUUUCGACCGAAACUUGCGAGUUUUAUAAUCGAAUCGUCGUCGCGAGUUCGACUUGUAUCUUCGAUCAUGAUCAUAUCAGAUUUCGUGCCGCAUGUUUUUAGUUUCCCCGUCCUCUCGCCCGGGCGCGGAUGCAGCGGACGCCGGCCCGGGCCGGUUCCCUUGCGCCCGGUUGUUUGACCCUCCCGUUUCCUUCGCGAUUGCACUCGAUGAUCAUCAAAGUACAAACUGGAAGUUAUAUAGUAUUGGACGAGUGCGACCGCUCGCGGGCGCUCGUGGGGCGGCGACGAGUUUUAUUCUCACAGUGUGUAGUUUUUUGGAUAUAUUUACUCCGGUGUUAAUCACUGUUACUUAAUUAUAAAUCGGGACGAUAUUGACGAGACAGAAACCAUAGACCGGGACUCUCUCCCGCUCGGACUCGAUGUUAACACGUGAGGAGGCCACACGAUGCAGCAUCGACGAACCCAUAUCACAGCUGAAUUGUAUUUUGUACGAGGCCAUUGCUAGAUUGUACCCAAAAUAGUUUAUUGUAUUGUGAUAUAGUACAGUUCUGUUGUUUUAAAGUAUGCGCUUUGGAGUCAUUUGAGUUGCGGGAAUAAAUCUGAUUAUUUUAUAAUCCUGUUUAUAAUAGUAAACUUUAUAACUAAGCGAUUAAAGUUAGUAUUUGAUUGAUUAGGUAAGCACGGUUACCACUUUCUGACAUGUAAAAUUUUCGAGAAAGAGAUGUCAUUUCAGCGACCAUUUUAUACAUAAAUACUGUCAUUUCACUCUGUCAUUAUUAGAAAUGUGACGCGACUGGAUUAGAAGGGUGGAUUAGGCUACAUCGAUAAGGCUUCUUAAAAUUCAAAUGGCACAAAAGCACAUAUUUUGAAAAACAGUGAAAGUGCGGACGUUGUCAAAAGUGAAGACGACUCAAGCAAACGCGGCGGCGCUUGCUUCAGUAUUAGAGGCGCGCUCCUCAAGUUUUGAUCUCGAAUUGCGACUGACACGCUUGGUGUUUGUGUUAAACGGAUGACCGCGUAGUGGGCUAAUGCAACCGGGCUCGACACUUGUUGCCCGCAUAUUAACACACACUCGGGAUUCUG
This is a messenger RNA of Ostrinia nubilalis (European corn borer), 2646 nucleotides long. RefSeq lists its product as uncharacterized. Lineage: Eukaryota; Metazoa; Arthropoda; Insecta; Lepidoptera; Crambidae. The transcript has 8 exons. The record is from RefSeq and is a predicted model, not a curated record. Bases 480 to 1220 code for a protein of 246 amino acids.